ACAAUGACACAAGUAGACUGCAGGUUUGGAGAGAUACUUUUGGUUGCUCUUUUGAGAGAGACAUUACAUAUUACACGGUAGGAAGAUUUUCCAAUGGAUUUGUUGUAGCACAACACACCUGAUUUAUGUCUUUAGUCCUGAAUGGAAAAAUAUUUCUGUAAUGGCACAAGCAAGAACAGCUGAACCCUGCCUACAGAGCCUCAGAGACUGCCGUGUUUCUCUUGUGGACAAACUGGAGUUCCACAUUGAUACACUUACAGAUGUAUUAAUUUCAAAGGACAUCUUCACUAGAGAUGAUCAAGAGGAGAUACAGUAUGAGAAGGGUCCACGUGGGAAGGUGCGAAAGGUACUGGAUAUAUUGGAGGGGAAGGGGGAAGAUGCAGCUAGAAUCUUUAUAUCUGUAAGUUGCCACCUUGGAGAGUCCAACAUAAAACCUGGUGAUUCGUCUCUAAAACAGACAUCAGAAUACCAAAAGGUCAUAGCAAAGCAUAAAGACGUUUUAAAACGCAGAAGUGAGCGUAUGCUCUACUAUAACACACGGCAUGGAGAGAAGAUCCCUUUUUCUGAACACUAUGUCAAUCUACUGAUUGUGAAAGGCCAUCAUAGUUUAGAAAUAAAAAGACAUGAGGUUUUAACCUUUGGACAACAGCGCAUUUCUCUUCAGCAAAAAGCUACGGAGCAGAGACUGAUCAAGCCAGCACAGCUGUUUUCCAGUGAAACAGGCAAAAAGUCAGCCAAAAAGAUUUUGGUGACCGGAGUAGCAGGAAUUGGGAAAACUGUCCUGGUCCAGAAAAUUCUUUGCGAUUUCAGUAAUCACAAAGAGCAUCAGUCUUUUGAUUUCAUUAUUCAUCUCACCUUCAGGGACCUUAAUCUUGUCAGCAAGCCAGUGAGCCUACGAGAACUUAUUCUCCGUAAAAAUGGACAUCUUGCUAAGCAUCUCGACACCAUCAUCGAAAAUGACACUAAACUCUUGAUCAUUCUGGAUGGCUUUGAUGAAUUUAAGCACUUCAGGGGGUGCGACCUGGGCAUGUUUUUGACAGAUCUUGAUGAGGAAGGCGAGGUGGUGGAAGUCUUUACCAGCUUAAUGUCAGGGGAGCUCCUCCCAGGAGCCUCUGUGCUGGUUACCAGCAGGCCUACAGCUGUUAGUCACAUCCCCAUUGGAUCCAUUGACUGCUUUGUUGUCAUAACUGGAUUCUCUACUGUAGAGAUUCAUGACUUCUUCCAGCGUUUCUUUCAGGAUGAGGAGCUAGCUACUAAGAUGUUCGAGAUAGUGGUUGCAAAUGAACUACUGCUCACUCUCUGCUACAUUCCAGCCUUCUGUCAUAUCAUGUGUAGCGUUCUGAAAGAAAAUAAGGGUCUGUACCCAGCUAACCCUAGGACAAUGACUGAUAUUUACGUGCAGUACUUGCUGGCGUUGGUCAAAUCCCACACAAAUAUCCAAAUUGAAUCAUUAAACAAUGUCAUUGGAAUGAACCAUCAAGAGCACCUACAAGAAAUCCUAUUAAAGCUUGGCAGAUUGGCAUAUCAGAAACUAAUGAGUCAAGAAACUCUGUUUUAUAGCAGCAAUGAUGAAAUAGCCAACUGUGUUAUUGCAAGCGCUUUUCUGGACAAGACGUCCAUUCAGGAGCCAAGCUACACAGAAGAUGUGUAUUCCUUUACACAUCUCACAAUACAGGAGUUUUUUGCCGCGCUUUAUUGUGCUAUGGCCGAUGUACCCUUAUCAGAGACAUUAGGUUCAGGCAAUGAAUACAGUACCAAAAGUCUGCCAGGAAACCUUGAUCUGUUUACCAGAUUUCUUUCUGGUCUGUUAUCAAACAGGAACCAAGUUUAUCUCUCCAGAAAUAUUGGGUUUCAGAAGCAGGAAGAUAAAAUGCAAUCCUUCCGACUGAAGCUGGUAUCCGAUACUCAAGCCAGUUGUGAGAAUGGUGCUUACAUUCUAACACAGCUGCACUGUAUUUUGGAGCAACAGGAUGUGCUACUAAUGCAGGAGCUCAAGUUGCAAAGUCUGCGUAUCAACCUCAGUGAUGUCACUCUGUCCACCAUGGACUACAAUGCUGUGAAGCAUUUUCUCAAUGAAAUACACCUGCCUAUACUGGAAGUGGAUCUAACUGGGACAAGCAUAAGUGCUGAAUCACUAAGGGAUUUACAGCCCUACUUGCUAAGAUGCGAGAAGAUAUGGCUGGGGGAAAAUAAUCUGGACCUGGAAGCAAUCAAGGAAGUUGCUGACAUCCUGCAUGCAUCUAAUAUCUUAAAGCAACUUGGUUUAGGAUGGACAGACAUUGGUGACGAACAUCUUUUUGUGCUCACAAAUGCUAUCAAGACUAAGCAAACCCUAACAGAGCUCUGGAUGGAGGGGAAUAGAAUCACUUUUGAAGGCUUAUCACCAUUAAGUGUCUUUGCACCUUCACCUCUUGAGAAAGUUGUUGCCAUUUGGAACAAUGUAACUGAUGCUGAAGAAGAGCGCCUGAACAGCCUCUGUCAAACACCCUGCUUCAUCGUGUCCUUCACAGAAAAUAGUAUGUGGCAAGACUGGGCCCAAUGGGUUCUUCAGAGAUGUGAAGUGAGUAGCAGUGAGAAGCUGGUGACGAUCCUGUACAAAGUGAGUGACAUAUCUGUCCGCAGUCUAGAAAGCCAGUGGGCCAAGACUUUCUGUAGAAGCCUGACACAAUUAAUAAGGACACGAAUUGACCAGUGCUUGGAAGAGGACGUGCGAAGGAAACUGGAGAAGUUUGAGACAAUUUUCACCUCAUAGUGGAUUUCUCACUGCUGGAUUUUUAUGGAAAUGAAUGAUUCAUUGUAUAUAUUUGUGUUUUAUAAGUAUUUAAUAAUAUUUUUUUAUUAAAUUUUGAGCAAAAUGCUUCUAAGUUCAUUUCAUGUAUCUCUUGACAGUCCAUUGUAAAUUAUCGGAUUAUACAGUAUCGCAGUGGGCUCAUAUUUUUGUUGUUGUUGUUGUUUUGUAUGGGUUUUUUUUAAUGUAUUUUAUGUUCCUUCCCUUUUGGGUGUCUGUAGACUGAAAUUUUGACCUGAAAAAAGUUCUCACUGCAAACUUAGAAAGACAAUGUUUUCUCUAUAUAUCGCUUUUUUCCUUUUCCACCCCUUUUCUUUCUUUCUAUCUUUGUAUGAUAAUGUAAGAAACAUACACAUUAUACACUUUAUUAUUUAUUUACAUCCAUAUAUAUAUUUAAUGAUUAUUUAAUUUCUAUACAUGAAACACUAUACUGUAACGUUUUGUAUAAACGAAUAAAAAAACAGUAAAGAAAAAA
Tachysurus fulvidraco (yellow catfish) is the source of this 3263-nucleotide messenger RNA. Its product is annotated as NACHT, LRR and PYD domains-containing protein 1 homolog. Gene Ontology annotation, biological process: regulation of apoptotic process. Gene Ontology annotation, cellular component: cytoplasm. The record is from RefSeq and is a predicted model, not a curated record. The transcript has 6 exons. Lineage: Eukaryota; Metazoa; Chordata; Actinopteri; Siluriformes; Bagridae. The coding region runs from base 161 to 2752 and encodes 863 amino acids.